CACAGGCAUCAGGAUCCUGACUUAUCUGAUUGUGAAGCCUCAAACGUAUGCUCAUUCUCAGCUUCAAGAAUUUCUCAACAUGGCAAUGGAGAAGCCUUUAAAAUUUGAGCUGAAGGAAAUUCAACAGUAUGUAGUGGAUGUGACACUGGAUCCUGAUACAGCAAAUUCUAAACUCCUCCUUUCUGAUGAUCAGAAACAAGUGAGCCAUGAAGGAAAGCGACAGAUUCUCCCAGAUAACCCAGAGAGAUUUGAUCGUUUUCCUAGUGUACUGGGAAAAGAGGGCUUCUCCUCUGGGAGAUUUUACUACGAAGUGCUGGUCAGUGGGAAGACAAAGUGGAUGUUAGGAGUGGCUCAAGAGUCCAUUACAAGGAAAGGAAGCGUUACUGCAUGUCCGGAAAAUGGAUACUGGACCGUGUGUCUGAGAAAUAAGACUAAAUACGAGGCUUGUGAAUCUCCUCAUGUUCGCCUUUCCUUGAAACAGGCUCCUCAGAAGAUCGGGGUGUUUGUGGAUUAUGAGAAGGGUCUGGUCUCCUUCUAUGAUGUUGAUGCCAUGUCUCAUAUUUACUCUUUCACUGGUCAGUGUUUUACUGAUAAACUCUAUCCAAUCUUCUGCCCCUUCCUUAACGAUGGAGGUAGAAAUUCAGCACCACUGAUUAUCACGCCUGUUGAACGGACUGAGUGAACUUUAUUAUGUGAAGCCAAAAGUAUAGUACAAUCUUUUUGUUUCUUAUCCUUCAUGUAUUCGUUCUAAUAUGUUACCAUUACUAUAGUAACAACUUACACGUGGACCUGCAAUGGCAGACUGUCUACAUGAAUGGAUUUAAAAACAUUUAUCACAGUUUUUGCAUCGAUAUGGAGGUAAAUCUUUGUACCUUUGCAUAUCAUUUGUCGUAUUUUUAACCGUGAUGACAUAACAGCUUCAGAACAGUAGCCUGUAUGCAGGCAGAGCCUGUUGCUCUUGCUGCCUCGUAGUCACAUAAUUCACAUAGAUCUCAAUAUUUUCAAACAGUUCCUUGCUGUCAAGAUGUUUAAGAUGGGUUUAAGAUGGAAAGACAGCAGCAGUGACCCUAUUGGGGAAUGAUGGAAAGACAGCACUGAAGAGACUAAUACAUUUUUGAUAGAAUGGAUUGCUUGCAUACCGUUAAAUAAAUUUACCAAAUGUACACAUUAAUAUUUUCAUCAUGAUUCUAUGCACAUCAUAUAAAGACAUUCCCAUAAGCAUGCGCAAUAAGCAAAGUCAAUAUCAAUAAAAACAAGCAACUGCUCAAUUUAAUCCAAGAAAAAAGCUGGAUAAAUAUUUAAAAAUAAAAACGGCAAGCUAUUGUAUUCAGCAAAACUUUUUUUUUUUUUUUUUCCAUUUCAUUGUCUGUACCGCUUAUCCGAUCUAUCCUCGGGUUACAGGGAGCCUGUGCCUAUCUCAGGCGUCAUCAGGCAUCAAGGCAGGAUACACCCUGGACGGAGUGCCAACCCAUCGCAGGGCACACAUACUCAUUCACUCACGCAAUCACACACUACGGGCAAUUUAGAGACUCCAGUCAGCCUAGUAGCAUGUCUUUGGACUGUGGGAGGAAACCGGUCAACAAAACAUAUUAUUUAAUAAUAUAGGUUCAUAGAGAUGAUGGAUAAGUUUUCCUUGAAUAGUCGUUCUUCAUACAAACUCAUUCAACCUCCUACAAGGAGAUGCAUAUAUGCAGCUGCCAGUUUAUUAGGAACACCGAGCUAAAACUCAUCCAGUCCAACAGUCCUGCAAUAAAUCAUAUUGUUAUAACAUAUCCACAGUUACCCUGGUGAUGUGUGGAAUGAAUUAAACAAGAAACAACCUUAACAGACAUAAGCGAGUCAGGAUAUUUAGUUCAGCUAGCUACCGUAGUUCACUUAACAAAUCAAAUCACAGAACAUAAACUUAAUUGUUAAUUGCAAUUUAUUUUAAAUAAAUGCAGGACAUCUGAUGUUUGAUUUCAUAAGCUAUAUAUGGUCGAAAAGACAAUAAAAGCUUCCCAGGACUAGUCAAGUGUUGCUCAUGCUAGCUAACUGCAACCAGAUAUUAGAUAAAUAUAAACAUUAAUUAAGCUAGUUGCAUAAAAAUCUCAAAUCUCAGUCCCACAGAGUCUAUAGGUGUAUCACAGAUCUCAUUUCAGUGCCAUUGUAUACAGUAAGAUCA
Molecule: messenger RNA, 2161 nt
Organism: Hemibagrus wyckioides
Lineage: Eukaryota; Metazoa; Chordata; Actinopteri; Siluriformes; Bagridae
Product: erythroid membrane-associated protein-like
Exons: 3
Coding region: 80-682 (200 amino acids)
Molecular function (GO): protein binding
Source: RefSeq, a predicted model, not a curated record